AUGCCAUUCAGACAGGCGCUUCAGGGAAUCAUCGACAAGGCAGAUAAGGCCUGGGAUGAAUUGAUCCAUCCCGAUUCUCAGCCGGCACCAUCGUCUAACAAUCCUCCGCCUGUUCCAACCUCCAGCAAACCCCCACUAGCUUAUCAGGAACAGCACUGGCAACCCCAAAUCUACUGGCAGCCCAAUCUAAAUCCCGAAGCACCCGUCUCCUCCAACUUUUACCAUGAACAGGGUCAACAUGGAUGGGGCAACAAUGAAGCGCAGAAUUAUAUCAACAGCCCGCAAAACUCACUCCAUUCCGCCCAGGGUGAUGCGGUGGUCCUGCGCGCUCUGAUCAACCACGGACACCCCGACCAUGCCCAAAAGUUCACCAGCGCCAGGCUGUCGAGUCAUCAGACACUCAGCCGACCACGGGGCUGCCUGUCGGCCAGAAUUACGGCGCCGGUCGCCCGAGGUAUCUGGCCAGCCUUUUGGCUGCUGCCUAAAGAUCCCUUCAAGUGGCCCGAGGAUGGCGAAAUCGACAUAAUGGAGGCGUGGAACGGCGAUGCUAUCAACCACACUUGUCUGCACUGGGGCCACUUUAACGGCGAGGACUGGAACAAGCAUCGCGUUCUCGAAACUCCAAUCCCCAACAUUAGCUCGCCGGCGGGUGUGAAAUACGAUUUUAUUUGGGACGAAGACGAAACGACAGGCAGGGGCCGCUUGGUCUGGUUGAUUGAUGGUAUGCCUAUCAUGCGGGCAGAGAAGCCGCCUGGCACGAGGAAGAUGAGUGAGUUCAGAAUUCUCAUCAACAUCGCCGUUGGAGGAAACGUGUGUCAGGGUAAUAUGCCCAGCGAUGGAUGCUAUGAGACUGUGGUUCGUGAGUUGGCCAUGUGGGACGCACCGCCUGGUGGUUGGCAAGAGUUUGACAGGGCUUGGAGCAGUUCCAAAGAUGGCAAUACCAUGUAA
Messenger RNA from Penicillium nucicola, 948 nucleotides. RefSeq names its product glycoside hydrolase family 16 protein. Gene Ontology annotation, molecular function: hydrolase activity, hydrolyzing O-glycosyl compounds. The record is from RefSeq and is a predicted model, not a curated record. The transcript has a single exon. Gene Ontology annotation, biological process: carbohydrate metabolic process. Bases 1 to 948 code for a protein of 315 amino acids. NCBI's taxonomy places the organism in Eukaryota, Fungi, Ascomycota, Eurotiomycetes, Eurotiales, Aspergillaceae.